UCCUUGCUCCAGGUCUAUCUCAAGUAAGAUGCCUAAGGAUGAUGAUGAGACUACUGCACUAAAAGCUGAACUCUCCAAUAUUGCGGCUCAGAUCAGGGAGCACCAGGAGAAAGCAAGGGAUAAUGCAGGUUUAGGAGAUCCAGGGACUAAGCCUGGCAAGUGCGUAACAAAGAAGCUGCUAAAAGGACAUAUUAAUAAGGUUACCUGCUGCCAUUUCAGUGGAGACAGUAGGCAUGCUGUGAGUGGAUCCCUGGAUGGAAAACUGAUUGUCUGGGAUUGUUGGACUGGGAACAAGAUGCAGGUUAUUCCACUCCGAUCUGCCUGGGUGAUGACCGCGGUGUUCGCACAAAGCGGAAACCUAGUUGCUUGUGGUGGGAUGGAUAACAUGCUCACCAUCUACGAUCUUAACAACAGGGAUAGCAGCGGGGUGGCCAAGAUGGUUCGAGAAGUUAGUGGAUAUGAGGGAUUUUUAUCCUCAGCGAGGUUUCUUGAUGAUGAAACUGUUGUCACAGGUUCCGGGGACAUGAAGGUUAUGCAGUUCCAGGUAGAGACUGGAAAGAAGCUGGUGGACAUGGCCGGUCAUAACGGGGAUGUUGCUGCGCUGAGCUUAAAGCCCUCGGAUAAGAAUAUAUUUGUGACUGGAUCAGUUGAUAGAACUGCUAGACUUUGGGAUCUACGUAUUCCAGGAUGUACUCAGACCUUCUGGGGACACGAAGCUGAUGUCAACUCAGUUUCCUUUCAUCCUUCAAGUCUUACUUUUGUAACAUGCAGUGAGGAUAAAACGGUUCGUCUAUGGGAUAUCCGAAGUGACCAGGAGGUUUGCCAAUACAAGCCUCCAACUCCUAACUCUUCCUUCACUAGUGUCGGCUGCUCCAUGUCUGGCCGUAUACUGCUCGGGUCUAGCGAUGAUUCUACAGUACACAUGUGGGACAUUGCUGGGGCUCAUUGUGGUUCUCUUUCUGGUCAUGACAAUAGAAUAACUCAAAUAGCCGUUGCUCCGGCUGGAUUUGCAAUAGCUACGUCAUCAUGGGACCAGACGGUUCGGGUGUGGGGCCUGUGACGUCACCAGCGCAGUUUCAGUUACCACGAACCUAACUACCCAGAGAAGCCGCAUAUAUAGUUCAGUUCUUGGUCAUUAGUGCUCUUCGUCUUGUGAAUCUUGAUAAAUAAAGCUACGAAAAUAA
Molecule: messenger RNA, 1184 nt
Organism: Eurytemora carolleeae
Lineage: Eukaryota; Metazoa; Arthropoda; Copepoda; Calanoida; Temoridae
Gene: Gbeta76C
Product: guanine nucleotide-binding protein subunit beta-2
Exons: 11
Coding region: 29-1060 (343 amino acids)
Biological process (GO): G protein-coupled receptor signaling pathway
Cellular component (GO): heterotrimeric G-protein complex; cytoplasm
Molecular function (GO): signaling receptor complex adaptor activity; protein binding
Source: RefSeq, a predicted model, not a curated record